CAGGUCUGCGGCUGAAAACCAACGAAGAAGAAAAAGGCUUACAAUUGCGUGACGUCACCGACGACCCUCACAUCUUUGUCAGUGAACAAAAUGGCAACCUACUGUCUGACUGUCGCCCGGCUUCAGCUGGCACUGGGCCAUGGUGCACGGCGCCUGCAUGUGUCAGCAGCUUACAGAGCCAAGGCCAAUGUGGCUAUGAGCCGCUUUGAGCCCAGUUCCUUCAUCAACUACGAGAAGCUCCAGUCCAACGUUGACAUUGUGAGAAAAAGACUUAACCGGCCUCUAACCCUGUCAGAGAAGAUCGUGUACGGCCAUCUCGAUGACCCCCACAACCAGGAUAUUGAUCGCGGUCGCACCUACCUCCGGCUGCGUCCCGACCGUGUGGCCAUGCAGGACGCUACUGCCCAGAUGGCAAUGCUCCAGUUCAUCAGCAGCGGCCUGCCGAGGGUGGCUGUGCCCUCCACCAUCCACUGUGAUCACUUGAUUGAGGCCCAGAUUGGAGGGGUGAAGGAUCUGGCCAGAGCAAAGGAAGUCAAUCAAGAGGUCUACAACUUCCUGUCCAGUGCUGGGGCCAAAUAUGGAGUUGGCUUCUGGAAACCUGGGUCUGGAAUCAUCCACCAGAUCAUCCUAGAGAACUACGCCUACCCAGGAGUGAUGCUUAUUGGCACAGAUUCCCACACACCAAAUGGUGGUGGACUUGGUUCCAUCUGCAUUGGAGUUGGAGGAGCUGAUGCUGUAGAUGUCAUGGCAGGAAUCCCCUGGGAACUCAAGUGUCCUAAGGUGAUUGGUGUGAAGCUGACAGGCACACUCUCAGGCUGGACCUCUCCUAAAGAUGUCAUCUUGAAGGUGGCUGGCAUCCUCACAGUAAAGGGAGGCACUGGAGCCAUCGUGGAGUAUCACGGACCAGGAGUCGACUCCAUUUCCUGCACUGGAAUGGCCACCAUUUGCAACAUGGGAGCCGAGAUUGGAGCCACAACCUCUGUGUUCCCUUACAACCACCGCAUGAGGACCUACCUGGAGAAGACUGGACGUGGACAGAUUGCUGCUCUGGCUGAUGAAUACUCAGACUUGCUGGUACCUGAUGAAGGCUGCGAGUAUGACCAGCUCAUCGAACUCAAUCUGGAUGAGCUGAAGCCCCACAUUAAUGGACCGUUCACCCCUGACUUGGCUCAUCCGGUGUCCAAUGUUGGCGCUGUGGCUGAACAGAACGGUUGGCCACUGGAGGUCAAAGUUGGUCUGAUCGGCAGCUGCACCAACUCCAGCUACGAGGACAUGGGCCGUGCUGCUUCUGUUGCCAAGCAGGCUUUGGACAAAGGCCUGAAGUGCAAAGCUCAGUUCACAGUCACCCCCGGCUCAGAGCAGAUUCGUGCCACUAUCGAAAGAGACGGAUAUUCAAAGAUCCUUGGAGAUGUUGGAGGUGUUGUCCUGGCUAACGCAUGCGGACCCUGCAUUGGACAGUGGGACAGGCGUGACGUGAAAAAGGGAGAGAAGAACACCAUCGUAACUUCCUUCAACAGAAACUUCACUGCCAGAAAUGACGCCAACCCUGCUACACAUGCCUUCGUUACCUCACCAGAGAUUGUCACUGCCCUCGCCAUCGCUGGCACCUUAAAUUUCAACCCAGAGACAGAUUUUCUUACAGCCCCCAAUGGUGAGAAGUUUAAGCUGGACCCGCCCAACGGAGAUGAGCUGCCUGCCAAAGACUUUGACCCAGGCCAGGACACCUACCAGCACCCACCUGCUGACGGCAGCGGCAUGAAGGUGGACGUCAGCCCUCAGAGCAACCGUCUACAGCUGCUGGAGCCCUUUGACAAAUGGGGUGGAAAGGAUCUGGAGAACUUGCGGGUCCUCAUCAAGGUGAAGGGAAAAUGCACCACUGACCACAUCAGCGCUGCAGGACCUUGGCUGAAGUUCCGUGGCCACCUGGAUAACAUCUCCAACAACAUGCUGAUCGGUGCAGUCAACAGCGAGAACGACGCCGUCAACAAGAUCAAGAACCACCUGACAGGAGAGUACGGAGGAGUCCCUGAUGUGGCCCGUCACUACAAGGCCAACAGUGUUUCAUGGGUCGUGGUUGGAGAUGACAACUACGGUGAGGGUUCCAGCAGAGAGCAUGCAGCGCUGGAGCCCAGACAUCUGGGAGGCAGAGCUAUAAUUGUGAAGAGCUUCGCCAGAAUCCACGAAACCAACCUGAAGAAGCAGGGUCUGCUGCCGCUGACCUUCAGCAACCCAUCAGACUACGAGAAGAUCCGCCCGGAUGACAAGAUCUCCAUCAGAGGACUAGAAACCUUCACUCCAGGAAAACCUCUGAGUGCAGUUGUAAAGCACAGCGAUGGCAGCGAGGAGACCCUGGAACUCAACCACAGCUUCAAUGAGACACAGAUCGAAUGGUUCAAGGCGGGUUCUGCCCUCAACAGGAUGAAAGAGCUGCAGCAUUGAGGAUGAAGAGAGAAAAUAUGGAGGAGGAUUUCCAGUGGGAGGAUUGUAGGGAAGAAGGAGGCUGAACAUUGUUAACGAUUGUUUCAUCAUCUGCAUUAGCUUACAGUUCUGACUGAAGUAAUGUUACUGUAGAGCAAAGUAGAGUUACUUGUAAGUGUUAUGAUAAUGUCGAUGAUGGAACAAUAGCUGAUCUGCGGUCAGAUAUUUGUUCAUUCGUCAGUGCAUAGCGUUUCUUGAAGUUUAUGUCAGCUGCUAUGUUUCAGUUGAUAACCGGUUACAGAUUCUGUUGUAAAAACAAACAUACACUUUAACACACAGAGCUUUGACCUGAGCGGUGGUACGCUGCCAGCUGAUGUGCUUCCUGUGUUUUUGCAGCUGUUCAAACAGGCCUGGAGGUCGUUUGACGCUGCAGCUUGUUACUUUGGGAUUGUUUUGACCACUGCAUGGCAAUAAUGAGCUUUACUCAGUCACUAUCAUUCAGCUUGCCUCUGUGUUAUUUCAAACGCACCCUAAACAAAUGGUUGUAGGUAAAUGCUGCCAUUUGUUGCGUCUCUGGGUCCAUUUAGUCUGUUUUGUGACGUUGCAAGGAUCAAAUGGAUCCGAAAAAAUACUCAUAGGUACAGAUUUAUUCACUUGCAUAUUGAAGGUGAGCUUGUCUGUCCCCGGUGGCUACGAGGAAGCACUGUUCAAGGCAUCGCAGCUUAAUGGUCAAGACAAAGCAACAACAAUCUGACAUCUGUUUUCUAUUGGUUGUUAAAAGAUGUUCUUAGAAGCUAAAUUCAGUUAACUUGUAGGAUGAAUUUAGCAUCACAGAUUACUGUGUAUCUAAGAGUGUGAGACCAUUAGAGGGUAUUUCUCUAUUGAUGUCCUAUAUAGCAGUAUAUUUGAUUCCUUACUGCACACAUCCUCAGUGUUACACAUGGUUGUAGACAUUUCCUGCCAUACAAAGGGAAAAAAUAUGCUUUAAUACUCUGUAAAAUUACUUUAACUCACCCUCUUCUUCCCCCCUAUCACUCCCCACACCUCUCACCUGCUCUCCUGAUCAAUCCAAACAUCUGAACAUGGUCAAGCACAUCCUACGUCUUCUUGACACUUAUUUAUUUUCAUUUUUUUUCCUGCAAAAUCCAGAUCUUGCAUGCGUUUCCAUAAAUAUAAGGCUUUUUGUCUUCAUGGACAGGGUAAACUUGGACUUCUGUCCUCUUCCAUCCUGUAUUUUCAGUGCCCUUUUUUGUAGGGUUUCGUGCCACAUUUUGUGUUAUUUUUACCCCAACAACAAUAAAACCGUUGUGGGGGGAAAAGAGAGAGUAGCAGCAGGUUUUAUAACAGAGGAGAGAAAUUGCUGUUAUUCAGUACUGAGGCUUUUCAUAAGAAACCUAAAAUUACUGAGUCAACUGGAUUUGGGCCUCUGUCAAUAUAAUUAACUGAAGUUCGCUCCACAGUCUAAGUGAGCGGAGUCACUGUCAGAUCAGAAACAGCUCUUCGCUUCCUGCUUCCUGCAAACUUAAUGCACCAAUCAGAUGAAGGCUUAAACCACCCCCUUCUUCUAAACCACUGUAUGUAAAGUGUCUGGUUUCAUGUGCAUUUAAGUGUUUGUGUUUUUUUUCUCCAGAUUAUCUUUUCUGUAUUACAGAAAUACCAAUGGGUUGUAAAAAUAAAAAAUCACAGAUCUCAUUUAUCUA
Messenger RNA from Acanthochromis polyacanthus (spiny chromis), 4118 nucleotides. RefSeq names its product aconitase 2, mitochondrial (gene aco2). The record is from RefSeq and is a predicted model, not a curated record. Gene Ontology annotation, molecular function: aconitate hydratase activity; 4 iron, 4 sulfur cluster binding. Bases 91 to 2439 code for a protein of 782 amino acids. Gene Ontology annotation, biological process: tricarboxylic acid cycle. Gene Ontology annotation, cellular component: cytosol; mitochondrion. The transcript has 17 exons. NCBI's taxonomy places the organism in Eukaryota, Metazoa, Chordata, Actinopteri, Pomacentridae.